GUCAGCCAGUGUUCACGCAGCCAGUGUGAAUGAGCCACAGCGACGCUGCUGCGAAGCGGGAAGACAACAAUCCUGGUGGAAAUCACCGUCCUGAGCUGCUGGACUGCUGCGGAGGGCUCAACAACGUCGAUUAUUCGAAGAUGGACUUGACCCUGAUAGAAGAACUCCUGCGACACAUCAAAUGUCAUGACUUCAGCUUCUGCGUCGCUGCCAUUGCCAUCAUUUUCAACCCUCUCUUCUGGAAUGUGGUGGCGAGAUGGGAGCAUCGUACACGGGGACUCUCCAGGAUCUUCGGUAGCCCUUACCUUGCCUGUUACUUCCUGGGCUUUGUCAUCAUUCUGCUCAACAUCUGUCGCAGCCACAGCAUAACCAUGGCGAUGAAGGCCCAGGACAGGUGGGAAUUGAUGGACAGGACAGACAUCUCCUAUAUUGGUGUAGUUUUCCUGGUAGUGGGCACUGUGCUGGUGGUCAGCAGCUUCCUGGCUCUGGGAUUCACUGGAACCUUUCUAGGUGACUACUUUGGCAUUCUGAUGGAUGAGAAGGUGACAGGCUUUCCAUUCAACAUCACUGAGAACCCCAUGUACUGGGGCAGCACUGCCAACUACCUCGGCCUGGCACUCAUGGGUGCCAGUCCUGUCGGUCUUGUCCUGACUGCUUUAGUAGCUGUGGCUUACAAGGUGGCGAUACAUUUCGAGGGACCAUUCACUGAACAGAUCUAUCAGGAGAGGAGUCAGCGCCGCAAACAUGAAUAACCGCCUCCCACCCAGACGCCUUCUUCUGCUGGUUUGGCUGAGGAUUCCCAUCCUGUCAUGAGGACAGACAGACUGAACAACACAGUGACUUCCCAAAAGCCUUGAUUAUUAAUCCACCCCCAGUGUGGAUGUGACCGCACCGUUCAUAAUGCAUCUUCAUGUUAAGCUAUUGUUUUUAUGUGACUUCAUCUGUGUGAGCUAAAUGAAGCAAUUGUUUCUAUUGCCAGACCACAUGGCAACAUAUAUUCUGUAAGGAUGUUCACUUAAAGGAAUAGUCUGAUAUGUUUUUUCAAUGUUUUGCAUAUAGUUAGAUGCAAACAGUGUUGAGUGUGAAGCUGGAGCCAGGAGGCAGCUAGUUUAGCUUAGCAUAUAUGCUAGAAGCAGGGAAAAGAGCUAACCUGGCUCUGUCUAAUUAAAAAAUACACCUACCAACACCUCAUACCUCACUAUUUAACAUGUUACAUGUCAUUUGUUAAGUCCAUACGCAAACAAAAAUGUAAAAUUACUAUUUUAAAGAGAGAAAUACACAAACAUGUCCCCUAAAGAGCAGUCUUUCCAGAUACAUCAAUGUUUACAGUGUUGGUACUUUGGUACUUGGUAAUUGGCUCUUGGUACCAAAAUUCCCAGUUUUUAUACUAGAAAGACUGACUUUGUAGGACACUCAUUUGAUUCAUCUAGCUUUGUGGAACUCCCCAAUUGCUGUAUGAAGGGAUCUCCUUGUGGCCAGUGUAGACAGGAGGAACAAUUACAGCGACCAAAAGCCAUUUCAAUGGGGACGUCAGUAUUGUAUUAAGAUCGACCUAUCCUGUUAUGUUAAUUAUCUGUGAUAUUACUAAUAUUGCAAUUUAAAUUUCCUUGUGUUCUUGUGUACCUUUCUAUCACUUUGUCAACAUGAAUACUACAGCAUUCUGAUCCAGGUUUUGUUAUUACUGAUGGUUCAAAUAGCUCCAUUUCAAGAUGUUUAUAGUUUUUCAAUGCCACCAGUUGUCAGUUCAAGUUUUGUUAAAAAAAAAAUCUCAAGGAAUUGGGAUCUUAAUUGUUUCUUAAUCUUUCUGGAAGUGUACUUCAAAGCACAUUUAAAAAAUAAGUUGAGGGUCAUGACCUAAAUCUGUUUUUUUAUUAUACAAAACCAACACAAAUUCAAGAUACAGAUUUCAACACUGCCAUUGGUAUUUCUAAAGAAUUAAAAUCAGUUUGAACUGUUUUAAUGUUACAAUAUCUGACAUACUGUACACUGUGUUCCAGUAAUCAUUAUAAUGUACCUAUGCAAACCAUUCCACAGUGAACAAUACGCACUGCCUGGUGAUGUACUGUUUGUCGUUUUGGAUGUAAUAAAAGAGUGAGU
Scomber japonicus (chub mackerel) is the source of this 2097-nucleotide messenger RNA. It is a transcript of the gene pemt, whose product is annotated as phosphatidylethanolamine N-methyltransferase. The record is from RefSeq and is a predicted model, not a curated record. The coding region runs from base 30 to 752 and encodes 240 amino acids. The transcript is spliced from 7 exons. Gene Ontology annotation, biological process: phosphatidylcholine biosynthetic process. Gene Ontology annotation, molecular function: phosphatidylethanolamine N-methyltransferase activity. NCBI's taxonomy places the organism in Eukaryota, Metazoa, Chordata, Actinopteri, Scombriformes, Scombridae.